This is a messenger RNA of Linum trigynum, 1851 nucleotides long. NCBI's taxonomy places the organism in Eukaryota, Viridiplantae, Streptophyta, Magnoliopsida, Malpighiales, Linaceae. The record is from the annotation of a GenBank genome assembly.
CACCUUUCCCACUCCCUCAAACAGUCAAACUCUCACUGGUCGCACUCUCACUCGCCCACUCACCGCCACUGUCCACUGGUCGCUCCCUCAGAGAAUUGAGCCGAGAAAAGAAACGAAAAUGCCGACUCUCAAGAAGGUCGGCCACCGAUCAUCGGAACCGGACCCAUCAAUCGACAGGAACAUUGGCAUUCAGACGCCAAAGAUUUCGGUCUACGAACAGACGAGAGAAGAGAGAAUCAGAGCUAACUUGGUGAGGAUGCAGAAGCUAGGCCUCAAGGAACUCUCUCUCAACCUCAAUCCACUUUCCCGGACCAAACCCAAGCAGCAGCGCAAAAGCUACACUAAGUUCUCCGAGAUGCCGGACCUUUCUUGCCCACGCCGCCGCUCUUCUAGGCUGCAAAACAUAGAUCCCCCUAGCUAUGCAGAAGGGGGGAAGUCGAAGAUGGAUGCGUUAGAGGAUGAUGAACGUGUGAAUCGAAGAGCUGGUAGCAAGCCGGAGGUUUACUCGGAAGAGCAAGUGAAGAGGCUCGGGGGCACCGAGAGGACCUGGACACUUUUCGUGGAUGGAUAUGGGAAAGAUGGGAGAAGAAUUUAUGAUCCCAUUAAUGGCAAGACUUGCCACCAGUGCAGGCAGAAAACUCUCGGUCAUCGCACUCACUGUAGCAGUUGCCAAAGGGUGCAAGGGCAGUUUUGCGGAGAUUGUUUGUACAUGAGAUAUGGGGAGCAUGUACUUGAAGCCUUAGAAGAUCCAAACUGGCUAUGCCCAGUCUGCCGUGGGAUAUGCAACUGCAGCUUUUGUAGACAAGCAAAAGGGUUUGCUCCCACCGGAAUUAUGUACAGAAAGAUAUCAAGCUUGGGGUACAAGUCAGUUGCACACUACCUCAUGCAGACCCAACGUCCAGAAACCAAUGUUGCCGAUGAAAGCUCAGCUCCGUCAAGUGGAGAAUCUGCUCAAAGAUUACUUGAAUUUUCAAAUACCAAAGAAGCAGAACCAAAGGAACCUUGUGAAAUCAAGCAUCAAGAAGAUACACCUGUGCAACAACCUAAUUCUGAAGACCUCAAACCUGGCAGUGAUAGCGAGAUAAAGAGAUUGGUGUGGUUAUCAAAUACUGAAGUAGGUUGUGACUACGCAAAAUUUAUUUCAGCAACUCCUCCUAAAAGUGAAGGGAGGAGAGAAAACAAACUGAGAAGUGAAGAAGAGAAGGAGAAAAUGGCCAUUAACUUGGAGGCGGGGCAAAGGAGACGGAGCAGGAGACUCAGUGCAAGUGAUGAUCAGAAUGAGGUUGAAAUAACAAUGGUGAGGGAGGGGAAAGCUUCUGGUGGCACCAUGAUGAACCAAGCUGGUGCGCCGAGCCCCAACAGCAUUGGUGGAAGGCUUCGUCCAAGGAGUGGAUUAGAACCUUUUGGUGGCACCACUAGUAACCAAGCUGCUGCACCAAGUCCCGAUAGCAUCGGUGCAAGGCUGCGUCAAAGGCGCAGAUUAUGUGCUUAAACUAUUGAGUUCAAGGAGAAGAUGAGCCUCCUUCACGUGGAGAUGGCAGUUGCUUGAGACAGAGACACAAAGCAAGAUGAAGACUUUUUGGGUGGGGGCGAGUCCUGUGUCUUUAUUUUGUGAAGCGGAUUGUAGAUGUAAUGUAGACAUUUUUAGUUCUAGUUUAUGAACACUCUAGGUUUCCUCUUAUGUGGGAUUGGUGCGAAGACGAUGAUAACAUUCUAGGACAGGAGCAUGGUUCGUUCAAGCUUUUGACUUUUGAGCCUGCAGAAACUGAAACCUGAAAUGGUUCAACCUUCAGGCUGGUCCAACCGGUCAAGCGGCUUAGGGGCACUUGAUAAUUAAUUGCUUACCAAAUA